CACAGCGCCAUCAGACUGCUUGUACCACGUUUUUUACUAUGGCCUCGCCAGUACAAGAUCCAGUCCCGACGACUGCCCCCGAUGACGGGGAUGACCCGAUGCAAGGUUCCGGACAGGAAGAAGAAGGCGAAGGCGACGACAUUCGCCCUGCAGGUGGAUCGGAAGACGAUAGUUCCGAGGAGGAGGAGGAAGAUGAGGAGGAGGCCAGACGUAUACGCGAGGGCUUCAUAGUGGAUGAGGACGAAGAUGAAGGGGAAGAGGAAGAAGAAGAACGGCGGCGGAGGAGGAAGCGGCGAAAGCGGCGCCAUCGCAGAGAACGUGAAGAAGAGGAGGCUCUGGAGGAUGAGGACCUCGAACUGCUAGAAGAAAAUACGGGUGCUUCAUUCAAGAACCGUCUGACGCGCUUGCGACGCGGUCGGGACGACGAGUCUCCGCCCACUGCUUCGUCCUCGAAACGAAGAGUAGUCGAGGAAUCUUCGGAAGAUGACAUCGAGAAUGACGACCUUGAACUUCCUGCAAUUCAAGACAUUCAUCGCAUCUGGGAUGAAGGAGCUAGAGAGGAUGAAGACGAGGAUAUGGACGACAUGGACAACUUCAUCGAGUAUGAGGAUGAUGAAGAGGGUGUGGAAAUGAUGGACGAGCGUGAAAGAGAAGAGAAGAGACGAGAGAGGAGGCGACUGGAGAAGCAACGACGAAAAGCUCUCGGCCGGCCUGAGCUCGCUGGGAUUGAUGCGAACGCGUGGGACGAGAUCCACGAGGUAUUCGGGGAUGGUCAUGACUAUGACUGGGCUCUGGUUGAUGAGGAUGACGCUGAAUACGAUGAGGAGAAACUAAAACCUGAGAUGAAGUACCAGGAUGUCUUUGAACCGUCCGAAAUACGUGCUCGUAUGUUAACCGAGGACGACGACUUGAUUCGGGCGCAAGAUGUCCCGGAAAGAAUGCAGCUGGCCACAUCGUCUCUUUCGCCGUCUUCCACUCUUUCAUUACACAAGCCGUUGACUGAUAAUGAUAUCGACGACGCAGCUCAGUGGGUCUUGACUCGGCUGUCAACUCGCAAAGAGCGGGACUUCUUCCGCCGAGACGGCCAAUACAACCACUUGCUCGCGGAUUUGGUUCAAGCGGCUUCAUACGCCUUGCGAUAUCUGUUUGUCCAUGAAUUCGAGGUCCCUUACAUCUGGACGCACAAGCGAGACUAUAUCUCAUAUUUCAAUCCCGCCGACAUGCGGACAAGGGUGGAGCUGCUCAGUCUGGAUGAGCUUUGGCGGUUGUACAGUCUUGGUCAGAAAUAUCGAUCGCUCAUGGAGCGCCGGCAUCAUCUCGAUGCUUUGUAUGCCCGACUGGGUGUCUCGGACGAGUAUUUCGAAAAUGAAAUCCGACGGAGGCUGGAGAGUGUCGAAGUUGUCGCGGACGCCACCGAGUGGUUGGGAAUGAAGUACAAGGACAAGAAAAAGGACCAGUUCGAGCUCCAUUUCCAUGAUGAUGAGGAACCGGAGGCCCCUAAGCGGAAGAAUCCUAGUCGGACGUCCGCGUACCAAGUCGCGAAGAACAGUGUCGUUGCCCGACUAGCGCAGGGCUUUGGUAUCACGCCCCACGAAAUAGUUCUGAAUUUCCUUGCUUCGAACAAUUCACAUUUCGUGGAAGACCAAGAGGUUAAUCCCACUGCAUAUGCCGAGCAGUUUGCAGACCCGAAUUCUUCGAAAAUCGAGUCUCCUGAGGAGCUCCUCCGUCGUGCUCGACUCAUUAUCUCGACUGAGCUAGGGAAAGAUCCUCUGCUCCGGCAGGAGAUUCGGAAUGUUUUCAAAAGCGAAGCUCGUAUCUCGGUAUCGCCCACGGAACGCGGGAUCACGAAGAUUGAUGAGCACCACCCGUAUUAUAACUUCAAAUACCUGCAUUGGAAGAGAGUCACUGACAUGCUCCAGACACCUCAGUUCCUUCAUAUCCUCGCUGCUGAGUCAGAGCAUCUCGUGACUGUUUCGAUUUUCCUACCACCUGAGGCGAAGUCAUCAUUUGAACGCCGAUUGAAUGAAGCGUUCGCGUCAGACAGCUUCAGCGAUACUGCAAAGGCGUGGAACGAGGAACGAUCGAAGGUAGUUCAGGAAACAAUUGAGCAACACUUACUUCCCCUGGGUAUGAAGUGGACACGCGAAUGGGUGAGGGAGGAAGUGGAGGAUUUCCUCGCGAACCGUUGCGGAGAUGUUCUGCGUGAGCGGAUCGACGUGGCGCCCUUCAACACGGCCGACAUGCAGCUCGGCGACACACCCUCGGUCCUUGCGAUGUCUUGGGGCAAAGGUGACCCGCAGAAGGACGACAUCGCCCUGGUCUUCUUGGAUGAGGCUGGCAGACUACGCGAGCAUACAAGGCUGGAUAACCUCGUUGAUGCAGAUAACCGUCACGACUUCCGCGACUUGUUGAAGCGUCGCAAACCAGACGUCAUUGCCAUUGGUGGUUUCAGUAUAACUACCACCAAACUGGCACACACCGUCAAAGAUUUGCUUAAGGGAGGUCCAAUGGAUGCAUACGGCAAUUGGCCCGAGGAAAAGUUCGAUAUUCCCGUCAUUUAUAUGUUCGAUGAAGUUGCUCGCCUCUAUCAGCACAGCAACAGGGCUUCUGAAGAAUUCGGAUCAUUGUCUGAAAUCGCCAAGUACUGUGUGGGGUUAGCACGUUACGCGCAAAACCCUCUAAAUGAAUAUGCUGCGCUGGGUGGCGACGUGACCGCCAUAACAUUCGAAGAAGACUUCCAGCAAUUAAUCCCCAGAGAGAAGCUUCUGACUGCCCUCGAACGUGUCCUUGUAGACAUAGUCAACAAAGUCGGCGUGGACAUCAACAGAGCUGUUACGGACUCGUAUUACCAGCAUCUCCUGCCAUACAUCUGCGGUCUGGGACCACGGAAGGCACAGCUUGUUGUUAAGAAGAUUGCAAGUAUGGGUGGCAAUCUUGUGAACCGUGAACAAUUUGUCAAGAAUGGACUGCUCACUACCAAGAUCUUCCUCAACGCUGCUGGAUUUCUGCGUAUCACACAUGACAUCGAAACAACUAAGUCGUCUAAGAAUCGUCAUAACGACGACGUUGACACGCCGGACCCUCUGGAUAACACUCGAAUCCAUCCCGAGGAUUAUGAGUUGGCCAGGAAGAUGGCCACGGACGCUCUCGAGCUGGACGAGGAGGACAUCCAGGAAGAGUCGCCAUCGCAUGUAGUGUCUCUGAUCAUGCAGGACGACGACAGCGAACGAAAGCUGGACGAACUCAACCUCGACGAUUUCGCUGUUAAUAUGUACGAAAACAGCAAGGACCGCAAGCGACAUACCCUGAACGUCAUACGACGGGAACUUAUACACCCAUUCGCGGAACAGAGGUCUAAAUUCCCCUUACCGAGCGCUUGGGAGGUUCUGACAAUGCUCACGGGCGAAACACCGAGGACCUUACGCAUCGGGUUGAUCGUCUCCGUACUCGUGGUUAGACCUAAGAAACACUUCGUUGCUGUUCGUCUCGAUUCCGGCAUUGAAGGCAUGAUCAAUGCACAGUAUCUCGCUGAUCAAUCCGUCGACUCGGAGACCUACGUGAAGAAGGGGCAAACCAUCCCCGGGGUCAUCAUCGACGUCAAGCUGAACCUCCAGGAAGAUCAAUUCUCGGUCGAAUUAUCUUCGCGUCCUGCUGAUGUCCAGGCGGGAGACAGCCAAUUCCGUAGGGUCAAGCAUGACGAAGAUUGGAACCUGCAUCAAGAGGAACGGGAUAAAGAGAUGCAGGCUCGGAAGAAGAGGGCAGAAGUCGACCGGACAAGACGCGUCAUCAAGCACCCAAACUUCCACAACUUCAAUGCUAGUCAAGCUGAAGCCUAUCUGGACAAGCAGCAGCGAGGCGAUGUGGUGAUCAGACCAUCAUCCAAAGGUUUUAAUCAUCUGGCUGUGACUUGGAAAGUCGACGAUAAGCUUUUUCAGCAUUUAGAUGUUGUGGAGCCAAAUGCCGAUCCCACCGGGCAGGCAGUCGGCACUCGUUUCAUUGUGGACGGCAAAUACGAGUUCGCCGAUUUGGAUGAGCUGAUCGUGAACCAUGUUCAGGCCAUGGCUCGGAGGGUCGAAGAGUUAAUGGCCCACGAAAAAUUCAAGCACGGGUCUGAGGAAGAGUUGCACUUGUUCCUCAAGAAUUUCGUGGCUGCCAACCCGUCGAAGAGUGCAUAUGGCUUCACUCUGAAUCGGAAACGACCUGGCCACUUCAACCUAUGCUUCCUUGCGAAUAAGAAUUCAACUGUUCAGAGCUGGCCAGUCCGGGUUGCCCCCGAAGCCUACUAUCUCUUCGAUACUGCCGCUCCCGGUGUUCAAGAAUUGUGUGAUGCUUUUAAAAUUCGACAUUUGCAUGAGUCCCAGAAUCUGGCUGCCGGCGGCGCUGGCGGAAAAACACCAUACGGCGCUGGGCGGACGCCUGCCCGGACGCCAGGACACAUGACACCUGGGCAUAUGUCUGUCAGGCAAUCGGCUCGGACGCCCAAUCCUUACGGUGGUACGCCAUCUCAGCCCGGACCUCCAGCAGGGUUUGGCUCCACUACCCCCUCUACUUACGGAAUGCCACCCCCACAAACAACCUACGGGUAUCAAACCCCGUCUUCCUAUCCACCUCGCACGCCCGCGUUUCCUCAGCAGCCUGCGCCGCCCUCUGGAAUGAAUCCUGCUCGCGCAGCUAUGAUUCAGCAGUCAGGUGGAUGGGGAACCGGGUCGGGUGGUACCUGGUGAUUUCGAUUUUUGCGCUUUGUAGCCCUUCACGAAGAGCGUGUCUAACUGCUGUAGAAGUGUCAUUUUUGUUUGUCCGAUCGCAUUGUAUGUAGCAUAACAUUUAAUCCGACCAUGCACCCGCACAUCUCCAUCAUGCAUAACUCAGUUUGCGGUUGG
Molecule: messenger RNA, 4880 nt
Organism: Gloeophyllum trabeum ATCC 11539
Lineage: Eukaryota; Fungi; Basidiomycota; Agaricomycetes; Gloeophyllales; Gloeophyllaceae
Product: transcription elongation factor Spt6
Exons: 12
Coding region: 39-4724 (1561 amino acids)
Biological process (GO): mRNA transcription by RNA polymerase II; transcription elongation-coupled chromatin remodeling; nucleosome organization
Cellular component (GO): transcription elongation factor complex
Molecular function (GO): nucleosome binding; histone binding; DNA binding
Source: RefSeq, a predicted model, not a curated record